Messenger RNA from Eruca vesicaria subsp. sativa (arugula), 225 nucleotides. Lineage: Eukaryota; Viridiplantae; Streptophyta; Magnoliopsida; Brassicales; Brassicaceae. The record is from the annotation of a GenBank genome assembly.
AUGGAGACUCAAACAAACAAAGUGCUUUUUUUGAAGGGAUUUGUAAAGCUUUUGAAAGAACUGCAAGCCGAUGUACUCCUAAAGGCAUGUGACGGUGAUGAGAAGGCAGCUAUUUGUGCCCAUAUGAUUAUUCUGUCUGCAAGAUCAGAGGUGUUUAACAAAUUUUUUGAAUCAGACAAUUUAAGGCUUCGUCCAGGCUGGAAACAACCACUCUCUCAGAGCUGA